UUUCCGGUUGCUAAUUUCCAAUUUCGAAACAUUACAAUUUUUAAUGUCGAUUUGAGGCCAUACUAUGAAGAUAUCUGGCUAUGGCUGUUUUCAGAUCUGAUCCUUGUGGAAUAAUCUGCAUUAUAAUUACAUACUCAGCAGUAUUUUAUGCAGAUUACGUCGUGAUAUGGCAUCUUGUUAUUCCUGUGAUGUCCAACACAUUAUGGGGAACUUUUUGUGUGAUCCUCUUCAACCUGAUCGUAUUUCUUAUGACAGUGUCACAUUUGAGGGCAGUGCUGUCUGACCCAGGGAUUGUCCCAUUGCCAAAAAAUGGACUGGACUUCUCAGAUCUACACGCUGGAAGAACUAUACCUAACACAAAAGAUGGCUGGAGUGUAUGUAAUAAAUGUGAGACUUACAGACCACCUAGAGCCCAUCAUUGUAGAAUCUGUAGAAGAUGUAUCAGAAAAAUGGACCAUCAUUGUCCUUGGAUAAAUAAUUGUGUUGGAGAGUUGAAUCAAAAAUAUUUUAUACAGUUUUUAUUUUAUGUGGGUAUGGCUAGUUGCUAUGCCACUACCAUGGUGGUCACAUCCUGGGUAAUGGAUCCCAAUGUUACCAGCACAUAUAAGCACACAAAGCUCAUACAUUCUGUGAUCCUGAUAGUGGAGUGUGUUUUAUUUGGAAUGUUUGUUAUAGCUAUUGGUUGUGAUCAGAUAUCUUCCAUAUUAGGUGAUGAAACACUUGUAGAACAAGUUAAAAAAGAAGGAAUAAGAAGAGAGAAAAAAUCAAUGUAUAGCUUGCUACAAGAGGUCUUUGGUAGAGGUCAUCCAUUAGGCUGGCUAUGUCCACUGUUCACGGAAACAUUAAAGGAACGGUCAUCAAAACAGUAUAUUGUAUAAAACAUAUCAAGUGAUAAAAGAGAGCAUAUCGAUCAAAUUAUUUCUUCUACUGUAAUAACAAUGAAAUACAUUAUGAGCCCUACAGAUAAUGAAGUUUCAAGAGAGUUAUGAGAAGUCAAUAAAAGGAUUAAUUCAGUGUAUGCCCAUAACUUUGAUGUAUACAGACAGGAAAAAUAAGCUGAAGUUUUUUUUUGAAGUCACAAAAAUACACCCAACAUUCAGCUAUAAAGUUUUACUUUGAAGGAUUGAAAAAUAAGAUGAAAUGUUAGCUACCAACGGAAAUAUCAAUAGACUUCUUACAUCUGUUUGGUUCAGCGAUGAGGCGUGUGUGACAUGGGGUUGCAAAUUUACCAAUUUGUAAUUUUGUCCCCAAUUCCCACUCUUUUUCUCCUUUUCUCAGAUCCCACUUUUUUACUCCCUAUAUCCUACAUCCCAAAAGCGUGCCAUCCCCCUCAGUCAUGUCAGUUGAAAUAUAGAAUAACCUGUUUUUCCUGCCCAAAUGUUCUAGGGCAUCCAUUUGAUCAGGGUCCUAUACUAGAAGUGUAUGUAUGUAUUUUCCAAAACGUUAUCUUUGUCUGUGAUAACUAGGGAACAUAAUAGAUAUGAUCUCUGUAGAUAAAAAUCAUUCCAUUAGCAUAUAUAUUGGUAUAUAAAUGUACUUUGUGUACCUAAAAAUAUGUAUGUUGAUUAUUAAGUGAUACCUCUUUAAAUCUUCUUGUACAAAAUGUAAGCAGAUUUGUGCUAUUGUUAAUCUAGAUAUAUUAUUUUUUUUAUUAACUUUAAAUAGAUAGAUUAAGAGGUAGUUUUCAACAGCUGAAAGGAAGAAGAAAAUAUUUGCUACAACGUAACAGUCAUUGCAAAUUUAAUAAUUUUUUUCCAUUGUCACAAUGUGGGACAAUUUUACCAGAAAUGUUUCCUUAGGCAGGUUAUAGUCCACUUUUUAAUUUAAAACCUACUUCUGAGUAUGUUCACAAUGUAAAUACCCAUACCAGUGAUUGAUUUAAUGUAGUCAAAGAACUAUGUAUGAGGGUCUGUAUGGGGUUUACAGAAUAAUGAAUAAUGGGCAAAACGUGAAAAAUAACGGGCAAAAAAUAUAAAGGAAAGAGAAAAAUAGGCCAAUAAAAUCAAGAGAAUAAUGGGGUACUGAAAAAUAAAGAAUAGAGAAAAUUGGCAAAUAAAAAAAUUAAGAAUACAGAAAUGAAGGACCCACAUCCAUACCCUCAUGUAUUUUGUUAAUAUGCAUAUCCUAUCUCUUAAAUCUCUUGUUUUUCAUGUACAUUUUUCUCAUUGUGUGUUAAAUCAUUUUUUUAUUUUAGAUCUUGUUAUGUUAUGUUAUGUUAUAUAGAUAUUUAAGUUUAUUUAUUUAGAACUACUGAAUUAUCAAAAAAAAAAGGAAUAGGAGUUGUAAGUCAGUAAAUACUUUUAUUUCAAGAGGUUAGCUCAGUAUUGUAUUGAAUUUAAGAGGAAAAUGUAAUAAAAAUUAUAACUCAUUUUAAUUUCUUCCUGUAAGAAUAAAAGUUUGAAUAUGUGUGUAUAGGUAUGCAUAUAAGUGCUUAUUUUUUGGUAAGAUAUUUUGAAUAUUCAUAAUUUUGUAGGUUUUCAUGCCCCACCUAGUUUUUUUUUUAAGUUUUUGGUCAAGGUAGUUUUUGAUGAAGUUGAAGCCCAAUCAACUUGAAACUUAGUACACAUGUUCCCUAUGAUAUGAUCUUUCUCAUUUUAAUGCCAAAUUAGAGUUUUGAUCCCAAUUUCACAGUCCGCUGAACAUAGAAAAUGAUAGUGCAAGUGGGGCAUCCAUGUACUAUGGACACAUUCUUGUUUUCAGCAGUUAGCAUUAAGAUACAGUCUAAUUUUUAAGUUUUUCAGACAUUAAUAACUUUCUUAAACCUUCAUGGAAUUUUAUGAAAGUUGGACAGACAUAACAAGCUUUUUCAUGAAAAAAAAAUAGAAUCCCAAUUUAAUUUUGAAUUUUGUUUGAACAUUUUCCAAUAUUUUACUGUUAAAUGGACUUUAAUUUUCAUCACAGUGUCAAACCUACAUAGAACUUGAGCAGAUUUUUUUUAUAUGAAUGAAGAAUGUCAUAACCAAAGUUUUGUUUAUUUUUUAUUUUUCUGCAUUUUACUAAUAAGUGGACUUGGUUUGUUUUGAAGUUAAUAAAUACAUACAGUAGGGGAUUACAUUUUUAAGACAUUGUUAACUUUGAUAAACCUUCAUGAAAUGUUUUGAAAUUUGGAAAUAAGCUUCUUAAAGUUCAAGAAUUAGAAAUAUCUGAAGGGAAAAAAAAAUGUGUUUGUAUUUUUUCUGUAUGUAACUGAUAAAUGGACUUAAUUUUUGUCAUCAAUAUUACACUUGUACACUUACAACAGCAAUUGCAAGUGAGACACUUAGUUCAGCAGAACCCUUUACAAUUUUGUUAUGAUUUUCAUACUUAAAUUUUUCAAUUUAUUGAAGAGUUUUUAAUGACGAUCAUAUUAUUAAUUCAUUACUGCCUAUGUUAUUGUUUUUUUUUAUUAUAUAUUGAUUGGUUCAUUGCUGUGAAUUUGUGUUUUUAUACUUUGAAUAUAACAAAAAAGCGGAAAUAUCAUUGAUUCGUGAGUUUUGAAUUUGCAGUUUCAUAUUAUGAAUUUGUAGUUUCAUAUUUGUGUAAAUAACAAAAAGGAGGAAAAUUUACAUUUCAUAAGAGGUUGAAAAACACAUGGUUUGAUUUUGAAAUGCACUCUGAUUGGAACUCCAUGGAUAAGAGUUCUUUUUCAAUGAUAUAAUCCGUAAAUAAAAUUCUUGUGCACCUAAUUAAACUUGUUAAAAAAAAUAAAAUUUAUAGUUUAUGUAAAUGCAAUAAGUGGUGCCAAUAAUAAUAUGUAUAUAUGGACUUGUAUUUAUGGUGUCUAGAAAAUAUUUUUGCACUAUGAUUUUUUACAAUAAUUUUUGUGAUCAAUAUUUUUACAUUGUGCUUCUAUUAGUACAGUAGGAUUAAUGCUAAAAAUGUAAAGAAUUUUAGUUUGUAGCUAAAUAAAUCUGUUCAAAGUACUACAUUGACUUUUAUAAAGAUGCAUGGUGUUGCUUCAGAAUUGAGCUUUAUACAGGUCAGAAGAUUAAAUCAGCUUAAGCAAUUUUGUUUUAAAAUUUUUACAACGAGUAAGCCACAAAGGAGUAGGGGCAAUAAGGCCCUAAUUUGUCCCAAAUAUUAGUGCAAAUUGAAAAGUUACCAUAUAUACAUUUUCUUAAAUUUGUCCUAAAUACACUAGGGUACAAGGUGUUCAGAAAAUAAAAACAUAUUUCACAUUUAAUGAGUAACCAUGAAAACACAUGACGUAAUUUGUAUAUGUGGUAAAAUUUCUUGAUUUUCCUUGUGUUUUACGUCAACUAUUAAAUGUAUGUGCGCAUGCAAGAAAUAAUAAUUUAUUUUUGAUGAGAUUGUGUCAAUAGUAAUAAUAAAGCUAUUCUUAAAUUAUUCUGUUGUUUCUCGGCUGCACACAACUUUCCUGCAAAAGAAAUAAGGAUGGAAAACAAAACUGCAUAAAGUCUGCAGUUUUCUUCAUUUUAAUGAAAAUAGUGCAUAAUAUGACGUAAUUGCGACAUCAUAACAUCAAACAUCUUAUGUAAUUUGUUUAUAUUUCUUCAUUUUAUUCAUUUCAAAACAGGCUGAUAUCAAAACUUUUCAAAAUAUCUACGAAAAUACAUUUUUUCCUCAAUCCACAAAAAUUGGAAAUCAUGAAAAAAUAAGUUAAUCCAAAGAACUUCAAAAACUUGUUAAAAAAUUCAUAUUUUAUUGUUAAUAAAUAGUGUAGUUAUUUGUUUAAUUUAUUUUGUACAUGAUCAGUAUUUUUAUUGGUUUCCUGAUCAUCUUGAAAACAUUUUCAUUUUAUAUGUUUAAUAAAUUUUUUUAGCUUCA
Messenger RNA from Mytilus californianus (California mussel), 4767 nucleotides. Its product is annotated as palmitoyltransferase ZDHHC3-like. Gene Ontology annotation, biological process: protein targeting to membrane; peptidyl-L-cysteine S-palmitoylation. Gene Ontology annotation, molecular function: protein-cysteine S-palmitoyltransferase activity. Lineage: Eukaryota; Metazoa; Mollusca; Bivalvia; Mytilida; Mytilidae. The transcript is spliced from 8 exons. The coding region runs from base 81 to 878 and encodes 265 amino acids. The record is from RefSeq and is a predicted model, not a curated record. Gene Ontology annotation, cellular component: endoplasmic reticulum; Golgi apparatus.